This is a messenger RNA of Rhinolophus ferrumequinum (greater horseshoe bat), 2430 nucleotides long. RefSeq names its product 2',3'-cyclic nucleotide 3' phosphodiesterase (gene CNP). Gene Ontology annotation, biological process: cyclic nucleotide catabolic process. The coding region runs from base 135 to 1400 and encodes 421 amino acids. Gene Ontology annotation, cellular component: cytoplasm; membrane. Gene Ontology annotation, molecular function: 2',3'-cyclic-nucleotide 3'-phosphodiesterase activity. The transcript has 4 exons. The record is from RefSeq and is a predicted model, not a curated record. Lineage: Eukaryota; Metazoa; Chordata; Mammalia; Chiroptera; Rhinolophidae.
GCGGCUCCCGGGCUAUGUAAGGCAGCCCGGCGGGGGGUCGCGUCAUCGUUAGACUCCGUGUCCCUCCGCUCAGGCGGGCGGCCCCGGAGAGCCAGUGCCUGCGAAGGCGGCGACGGCGGCGCCCCCUCCCCAUCAUGAAUAGAGGCUUCUCCCGAAAGAGCCACACAUUCCUGCCCAAGAUCUUCUUCCGCAAGAUGUCAUCCUCAGGGACCAAGGACAAGCCUGAGAUGCAGUUUCCCUUCCUGCAGGAUGAGGAGACGGUGGGCACAUUGCAAGAGUGCAAGACGCUCUUCAUCCUGCGUGGCCUGCCAGGGAGCGGCAAGUCCACUCUGGCACAGGCCAUCACGGACAGGUACCGUGACAGCACCAAGAUGGUGUCUGCCGACACUUACAAGAUUAUCCCUGCUCCUGCUCGAGGAGGCUCCUCUGAGGAGUACAAGCGGCUGGACAAGGAACUGGCUGACUGCUGCCGCCGGGACAUCCGAGUCCUUGUGCUGGAUGACACCAACCAUGAGCGGGAGCGGCUGGAGCAGCUCUUUGACAUGGCUGACCAGUACCAGUACCAGGUGGUGCUGGUGGAGCCCAAGACAGCAUGGCGGCUGGACUGUGCCCAGCUCAAGGAGAAGAGCCAUUGGCAGCUGUCGGUCGACGAGCUGAAGAAGCUGAAGCCUGGGCUGGAGAAGGACUUCCUGCCACUCUACUUCGGCUGGUUCCUGACCAAGAAGAGUUCCGAGAGCCUCCGCAAAGCCGGCCAAGCCUUCCUGGAUGAGCUGGGGAACCACAAGGCCUUCAAGAAGGAGCUACGACACUUUGUCUCUGGCGAUGAGCCCAGGGAGAAGAUUGACCUGGUCACCUACUUUGGGAAGAGACCCCCGGGUGUGCUGCACUGCACAACCAAAUUCUGUGACUACGGGAAGGCCGCGGGGGCAGACGAGUAUGCCCAGCAGGAUGUGGUGAAGAAGUCUUACUGCAAGGCCUUCACACUGACCAUUUCUGCCCUCUUUGUGACGCCCAAGACGACAGGAGCCCAGGUGGAGCUGAGCGAGCAGGAGCUGCCAUUGUGGCCAAAUGACGUGGACAAGCUGUCUCCCUCGGACAGCCUGCCCCGGGGGAGCCGCGCUCACGUCACCCUAGGCUGCGCGGAUGACGUGGAAGCCGUGCAGACGGGCAUUGACCUCCUGGAGAUUGUGCGGCAGGAGAAGGGGGGCAGCCGAGGUGAGGAGGUGGGUGAGCUAAGCCGGGGCAAGCUCCUCUCCAUGGGCCAUGGGCGCUGGAUGCUGAACCUGGCCAAGAAGCUGAAGGUCAGGGCCAUCUUCACGGGGUACUACGGGAAGGGCAAACCUGUGCCCACACAGGGCAGCCGCAGGGGGGGUGCCUUUCAGUCCUGCACCAUCUACUAAGUGUUCUCACCACCCCUCAUGUGCCCCUCACUCUAUAGAAGGGCAGGGGGGAGGGGGAAACACACUCUGCUUGAUCUUUGUUUGAAGAUGUUUUUUACUCAAAGUUAACUUUCCUGUAACUUUUUAGAAACUUGUAAAAUAACUGUCCCCCUUUUCUGCCCACACUCUUCCCCUCUAACACUCAAGCUCUCAACACAAGGCGGGUGGGCAGGUGCCAUUCAGUAACCUAGACCAAAGCUGGUGAGGCUGGGCCGAGCUGGGCCUGGAGCCGCAGCCACACCCCGAGCCCUGCUUUGUUACUGGUGCCCCCCGUCCCCAGCCCAGGUCCACUGCCCUGCCCAGAGUUGGCUAAUGGGAGAGACACCUCACUCAGUAGUCACACGGGAAGGUCACCGUGGCCGUGGAAGGUGGAACACUGGUGGUGGAUGUGAGGGGGAGGCUCGCUGGGCUUCGAUCCCAUUUCUUAAAUCAGGGUAGCCCCAGGAAGGCUGGAGCUGUUACCAGGGUAGAAAAAGGGGUUUACCGCCCACCGUGGGUCCUCAGUGCCUGUUCCCUCUUUCACAUUGUAACUAGGUAACAGUUGAUAACUAGGAAAGAAAAGAGAAUCAGCAGCAGCCACCCCCUAGGGAGCGGGUGGGUGGCCACCUUUCCGGUGGUGACUGCUGUGUGUAUGGAGACCGGCCUGGGGGGAAGCUCCGGCCUUGCAGUCUGCCCAGCCCACCUCGCCUCCUUGGUGCCUCGGGAGGCCCCUGUGCCUCCUCUAAAGGGGAUUGGUGGGUACUAAGAGCCAAGGGAGUGGACUCCUGGCUGGUCAGGGCCAAGCCCCACCGGGUGCCUCUGGGAAGGGGUUUUUAACAUUGCUACGUGGGCUGUGGUUCCUGGGGUGCCCUCCACUGCCCUCUGCUCAGUAACGGGCUUGCUAAUUAGGUUGUCACUAGACAAAAGUGCUUGGGAUUUGAGUUACUAUCCUGGCUUUGCCCAACCUCAGCAACUUGUAAGACUGAUAAUAAAAUAAAUCGUGUUAAUCCUA